GCCAUGGGGACAGUACCAAGUCAUGGAAGUCGGCGGGGAAGAGAAGCUGCAAUUUCCGUCCCGCGUAGAGGGAGUUUCGCGGUGGGGCCGGCAACGACCUCAGAAACUUUGGUCGAGCAAGUCAAUAACUGUUUGUUAUUGACUUCUCGCGUCGACUGUCUUCAAUGAAUUAGGGAAAGUUGAAUGACGAGCUUAAGGAACGGAGGGUUGGAUAAGCAGUUGGCAGCUGAGAAAGCGGUCGCUGCGAUUGGAUUGGGAUAUGAUGUUUGCAGGGACGUUCGAUUGUCGGGAUGCAAGGACAGAGUCGUCGACCUUCCCAAUAACCGGAGCAAGGCCCUCGUCUUCCCCGGCGGCGUUACUGUUCCCGACGUUUCUGCAUCCAUCAAGUGCCAUCCUGGGGAAAGCUUCAGAGAUUUCUCCCAAGUUCUUUCCUUCCAUCAGAUGUCUGAACAAUUUAAUUUAGCACUAUCUUUAUCUGGGAAGGUUCCGUCUGGCUUAUUCAAUGCCAUGUUUGACAUGAGGGGCAGUUGGAAGAAAGAUGCAGGUUCUACUAAAACCCUUGCAUUUGAUGGUUGGUUCCUAACUUUGUAUAGUGUUGAGUUAGAUAGAGCCCACCUAACCCUCUCUGAGCAUGUGAAAAACCAAGUGCCUACUUCAUGGAACCCUGCUGCCCUUGCUGAGUUCAUUGAGAAAUAUGGCACCCAUGUUGUUGUUGGGGUGAAGAUGGGAGGUAAGGAUGUGGUUCAUAUGAAGCAGUUCAAAAGCUCACAUCUUCAACCCACUGAAGUGCAGAGAUUGCUUAAGAAAGAAGCUGAUAAGAGGUUUUCUGAAGACGGAGAUGCAUGUUCCGGCUCUGAUCAAGCUGGAAUAUCAGUAACAUUCAAGGAUGAUGGAGAUGAGCCAUGGAAGGUUGAUGUAGCUCUUGCUGCAGCAGUUAGACCAAUUGUAAAAAGUCACUCAACCAAGGAGGAUCUCAUAAGCAUUUCUGUUCGAAGGGGAGGUGUUGUUGGCAUUCACCAGCACCAUAAGGACUGGCUUUCUACCAUAUCACAGUCACCUGAGGCCAUAUCAAUGCUGUUUGUGCCUAUUACUUCACUGCUUAGUUCCAGUCUGGGCCAUGGGUUCCUAAGCCAUGCAAUGAGUUUGUAUCUCAGAUAUAAACCCCACAUAGAUGAACUUCGUCAAUUUCUUGAAUUUCAGUUGCCUCGGCAAUGGUCUCCACUGUAUGAUGAUGUGCUUCAUGGAUUUCGUCCUAGAUGCCAAAAGAACAAAGCGCCAUCACUCCAGUUCACCUUGUUCGGAUCCAAGCUUUAUGUUAACACCAUAAAGGUUGACUCUGGAUAUUGUCCUGUUACAGGUAUUCGCUUGUUCUUGGAAGGCAGAAAGAGUGACCAUCUGGCUAUCCAUCUGCAGCAUCUUUCAAAUCUUCCACAAAUCCUUAAAAUCUCUUAUGAUAUGGGUUGUGAAUCUAAUGAUGAGCCAGUUGACAAAGCCUACUUUGAACCUGUGAAGUGGAAAAGGUUUUCACAUGUCUGCACAGCGCCAGUAUUGUACAAUAGUUCCCUUGAUGAUGAGCCCCCAGCCAUUGUAACGAAGGCCUGGCUUGAGGUCAAGCAUGUGAAAAGGAGAAAAGUUCUUUUCUUGAGGCUUGGAUUUUCCCUGGUAGAAUCAGCAGAAAUUUAUAGAUCAGAAUGGGAUGGAUCUCCGUUUCCAUUUCGAAAGUCAGGGUUCUUUUCAGCAUUGAUGAGCACAAUGCUGACCAAGGAACUGCAUGACGUGAUUGAGAAUGAAAAGCCGACUGAAGAUAGCAUAAAACCGAUAGUUUAUAAUGGUGAGUCUGGUACUGAGGCACCUGUUCCGAUAAAGGCCCCAGAAAUGCUCAGCUUUGUGGAUACGAAGGAAAAAGUAAGGGGUCCAGAAGACACGCCUGGAUAUUGGGUGGUCACUGGAGCCAAACUCUGUAUAGAGGGAGGCAAAAUCUCCAUCAAGGCCAGGUAUUCAUUGUUAGCUAUUAUGUCAGGAGAUUUUGUGACUACAUGAGCAAACAGACAUCUCUUUGUACAUUUAGAUAUUUGUAAAUCUGACGUGUACCUUCAUUUAUCAUUAAUCUAGUUUCCAUUUUGGUCCUUCAAUUGCACGGUAUGAUUUAUUCUUUUCUAAUGAAUACCUGUAUGAACAAAAUUUUGUAUU
Neltuma alba is the source of this 2190-nucleotide messenger RNA. RefSeq names its product MACPF domain-containing protein NSL1-like. The coding region runs from base 184 to 2040 and encodes 618 amino acids. Gene Ontology annotation, biological process: regulation of salicylic acid mediated signaling pathway; plant-type hypersensitive response. The record is from RefSeq and is a predicted model, not a curated record. Lineage: Eukaryota; Viridiplantae; Streptophyta; Magnoliopsida; Fabales; Fabaceae. Gene Ontology annotation, cellular component: plasma membrane. The transcript has 7 exons.